Messenger RNA from Ictalurus punctatus (channel catfish), 5285 nucleotides. It is a transcript of the gene psd2, whose product is annotated as pleckstrin and Sec7 domain containing 2. Gene Ontology annotation, biological process: regulation of ARF protein signal transduction. Gene Ontology annotation, molecular function: phospholipid binding; protein binding; guanyl-nucleotide exchange factor activity. Lineage: Eukaryota; Metazoa; Chordata; Actinopteri; Siluriformes; Ictaluridae. Bases 372 to 1919 code for a protein of 515 amino acids. The transcript is spliced from 13 exons. The record is from RefSeq and is a predicted model, not a curated record.
UAGGACUGUAGUGAGACGUGGGUUAUCUAGUUAGACAGAGCCGGAUAAGUACGCACAUCAAUUCUGCUCUACACAUCGCGCAAAAACUUUCUGUAUCAUCGAAUUAGUUCAUAUAAAAGCCUCUCUCUGUGUGUAUGUGUAAAUAUGUCCGUGUAUGUCUGUGUGUCCGUCUUUGACUGACACUGACUGUGGAUACUAUUUGAGCUCCGAAGUUUUUUCCCCAUUUUUGGAAAGCCAGUGAUUUGUUACCGGAGAUCCCGCUUGCUGCUGGUCGCAUUUCCACGCCGCUGUAACACGCUGUAAAACUCUGUAACAUGGAUCUGUUCGUGUGUAACAUGGCUGUGUUAGUGUGUGAUCUGCGCUGAAACGCGAUGUGGAAAGACGAGUAUGAUGUUCAUUUCCACUUUCUGCUCGAGCUGCUUGAUGCCAAUCUCACAGAUGGCCUGUGCGACUCUGACUCUGAACUGGGCAGCCUGGAGACUUUGGAGAGGGGCAGCACGGAUACCCUCGCCAAUGGUUGCCGUGCCGACGCAGAGGCUGCCAAGCGACUGGCUAAGCGGCUGUUCUACCUGGAGGGCUUCAAACGGUGUGACGUGGCGCGACACCUGGGAAAGAAUAAUGAAUUCAGCCAGAUGGUGGCGUCGGAGUAUCUGAGCUUCUUCGACUUCACAGGGUUGUCCUUAGACAGAGCGCUAAGGAACUUCCUGAAGGCAUUUCCUCUGAUGGGAGAAACGCAGGAGCGAGAGCGAGUCCUGGUGCACUUUUCCAAACGCUUCUGUCACUGUAACCCAGAAGCCCUCACCUCUGAAGAUGGAGCCCAUACACUGACCUGUGCUCUAAUGCUUCUGAAUACAGACCUGCAUGGCCAUAACAUCGGGAAGAAGAUGUCCUGCCAGCAGUUCAUUAGCAAUCUGGAUGGUCUAAAUGAUGGAAAAGAUUUUCCCAAAGAAUUACUCAAGGUGCUGUAUAAUUCAAUAAAGAACGAAAAGCUAGAAUGGGCCAUUGAGGAAGAGGAAUUGAGGAAGAGUCUGUCCGAGCUGGUUGAGGACCAGUGUGAGGCAGGGGGCAAGCGGGUCGUUAGGGUAACGGAUGGUAGUAACCCUUUUAUUGCCAUCCCACUCCUGCUCAAUGCUGCCACGUACAAACACGGAGUCCUGACCCGUAAGAGCCAUGCAGAUAUGGACGGGAAACGCACCCCGAGAGGACGGCGAGGCUGGAAGAAAUUCUAUGCUGUGUUGAAGGGCAUGAUCCUCUACCUGCAGAAAGACGAGUAUAAGCCUGAUAAGGACCUGUCUGAAGUGGACCUGAAAAAUGCAGUGCGCGUGCACCAUGCUUUGGCCACCAGGGCCUGCGACUACAGUAAGAGACCCAAUGUUCUCAAGCUCAAAACAUCAGACUGGAGAGUCUUCCUCUUCCGGGCGCCGAGUGAGGAGGAGAUGAUGUCAUGGAUCUUCAGGAUCAAUUUGGUGGCUGCUCUGUUCUCUGCUCCUGCAUUUCCUGCUGCCAUAGGUUCUAUGAAAAAGUUCAGCAGACCUCUGUUACCAUCAUCUACAACCAGGUUCAACCAGGAGGAGCAACUGAAAUGUCAUGAGAGCAAGCUGAAGCAGAUCUCCCUAGAGGUGGAGGAGCACAAAAGGAAUCCACCAGAGCUCACACCCAAGAGCAAAGAGUCAGAGGAGUACCGCAUCAAAGAACACUACCUUACAUAUGAGAAAAGCCGUUAUGAGACGUAUAUCAACCUGCUGCAGGCCAAGUUGCGCGUGGGAAGUGACGACCUGGAUAAAAUUGAGGCCAGUGUAUUCAGUGUAGACAGCAGAGACAGCCACAUGCGCAAAACCCAAUCCAGUCCCUCCAUCAGCCAUGCUCAAGGACUCAACGGACGAGCCGCUCACAAACACACCUCAGAGAGCUCUAACUGAACGCUCAUCGAAGGGUCAAUGAACCUUUGACCUCCGUCUGAGACACAGUUGAGAUGGCAGUGGACGACUGAGAUGGUCUGCCACUUUGGAAAAAGGAGAGACACAUGAACGUAGCAUUAAAACGUCCUUAUUAUUUCAAUGCACAGUAAAGUAGGAUUAUUGUAAGUAUUAUUAGUAUUAUUAUAACAACAUUUUAAUACCGAAGUGAACGUCGUGCCAAAAAGGAAAUACAGAAGUAAACGGAGACCGAGGCUGUAUUAGAGGACCAUGUUUGCAUCACAUGACUGCAGUCGAUUUUGACAGCACAUGGCAGUUUCCUGUGAUGGUCCAUGAGAUGCACUAUGAUCCCAAGGCUGAUUUUACUGUGAUGUCUGGAGAACACUUACUGCAGCAUCAUGGGGCACCUUUCCUGAUGUCAGUAUAAAGUAACUGUGACAUCAUCACUUGUUUCUGGAGUGUAUUCUUUACAAGGUGGAGACUCAAAGUGAUGGCGUGAUGCCACAUGUCAACGAUGAAGCCAUAACACAUUUAUGGUGACAUCUCAGUGUUUAAGUCCAAAUUGUCCGUUGUGUAUGAAUGGGUGUGUGAAUGUGUAUGUGAUUGUGCCCUGUGAUGGAUUGGCACCCUGUCUAGGGUGUACCCCGCCUUGUGCCCCAUGCCUCCUGGGAUAGGCUCCAGGUUCCCCGCGACCCUGAUGGAUAACUGGUAUAGAAAUUUUAUGGAUGGAUGGACCUUAGUGUUUGACUAGUCCGUAUGUAGAAUUGGCUUCCUGACUGACUUUUUUUUUUUUUUUGCGUGACAUGUAGCAUUUGGCUUAUUCGCGAGGCCUUUUUGAUGUCUCAGCCUCAGUAGCUGUUUUAAGGGCUCUGUCACAUGCUGAGGUGUUUGUUCAGAUUCAUAUGAGCUGUCUACAGUAUGAUGCAAAUGUCCCCAUUAUUUAUUAUGUCAUAUUUAUUUAUUGUAAAGUUUCUUUUCUGAGCCAUCACAAUGGACUCACAAUUUAUCUCAGUUGAUUUUAUAUAUAAUCUCAGUUCUUUUUCAGUGGAGCUACCUGCUUGGGGUGGUAGAGAACCCAAAUGUGCGGUUCUUGUUCACAGUAUCAUAAAAGAAGACAGGGUAUAUGAUGGAAAACAGGAACAGAAAGUAUUGGAGUGUGUGUAUGUAUGUACGUGUGUAACAAUGAGAGAAAGAGAGGAAAAGAAAACAGACUGAAAGUGAGUUAAAGUCAUACUGCAGUGUUUAACCUAAUCUCUGUCUAAUGCAUCUGUAGCAUAUGUAUGCUUUCCACAGACAAGAGUUUCAGAGUGGUUAGCACAUUUGCAUUGCACCUCCAGGGUUGGGGGAUCGAAUCCCCCUCUGCGCAAUGUGCGCUUAGCUUGCAUAUUCACCCCAUGAUUCAGAUGUUUCCUCUGGGUACUCUGGUUUCCUUCCACCGGUCCAAAGACAUGCGUUGUAGGCUGAUUGGCAUUUCCAAAUUGUCUGUAAUGUGUGUGUGAUUGUGCCCUGCAAUGGGUUGGCACCUAAUCCAGGGUGUCCCUUGUCUUGUGAUGCAAGUUCCUUGUGAUAGGCCCCCUGUGAUACUGUGUAGGAUAAGUGUUACGGAAAAUUGGAUGGAGGCUCUGUGAUUAAGGCUUUGGGCUACUGAUCAGAAGCUUGUUAGUUCAAAUCAUUACACAGCAGCAAUGCUAUGCAACAAAGUGACUCGUUAAGUUAUUAAUUUCCAACGAGCACUGGCAAUUUCCGGUGACAGGAGACAAAUCAACCAUUAGCAACACAAAAUAAAGUGGCAAGCGAAGCAACAAAGUUAAGGUAAAAGAGAAGCAAAGCAAUUUGGUGACUACUAUUGGUGUGCAUAUCGCACUACUCUGGCUCUACCAGUGAAAUCAUGGCAUCUGGCAGAAAGACUAAUGAUCAAUAAGUUGAUUAAAAAAGAAAUCAGUAAAGCAAAGAUCAAUAAACCAAGAUUACAUGUAAUUGAUCAGCAUAGAAGAAUUUGAAUGAUGCACAGCAAAAAAUUUAUGUUUUUAUAUACACAGAUCAGCCAUGACCUUAGAACUACUGAGAGGUGAAGUGAAUAAAAUUGUGUUGACUUGGCCUCCAAAUUCCCCAGAUCUCAAUCCAAUUGAGCAUCUGUGGGAUGUACUGGCCAAACAAGUCGGAUCCAUGGAGGCCCCAUCUCACAACUUACAGGACUUAAAGGAUCUGCUGCUAAUGUCUUGGUGCCAGAUACCACAGCACACCUUCAGAGGUCUUGUGGAGGCUAUGCCUUGACAGGUCAGAGCUGCUUUGUCAGCACAAGGAGGACCUACACAAUAUUAGGCAGGUAGUUUUAAUGUUAUGGCUGAUCAGUGUAUUUUAUGCAAGUGGAACAAUAUAGUAAAUCCAGUUACAGACACUUUCCCUGUCAUGAUUUGUGGUAUUCAAGUGCUCUGUCAAUUCUGGUAACCCCAGAUACUUCCCUCUGAAUAAAGUAGUCUAACAGAUGAAAUAAACAGCUAAAUUUCCAAAUAUAAUCGACUCCAGAUGUAAUAAAAAAUGUUCUACAAAAAUACAUGUUCUGCAUAAAUAUUUAAUGACUGCCUAAAAUCCCUAAAAUCUGCCCUUCAUUAAUUUUCUAUUAAUUCCUUUUGAGUCAUCUCAUGUCUUGUCCAUGGUGUUUACACAUAUGCUACAGAUGCUGGAGAUGAAGAUUACAAUAAGUGAAAAAAACCACUGGAGUAUUCCUUUAAGUGCUAUGUCAAAGUGCAACAGGGAAGAAGAUUUCUAUAUGCUUGAAAGUGACGCGGGAGUCGUAGUCUUCUCGCAGCGGACCAAAAGAAGCCUUCCCAACAAACAUGAAUAGAGCCUGAAGCAGCAGGACUGCAAAUUCAGACCAAGAUAUCUACUCAUAUCUACAUCACGCACUGUAGCUUAAUGGACUAAAUGAUACAAAUCUGUUCAAAUGCAUUAUUAUGCUGUAAAUCACUACCGUGUACAUGGGAUCAGCGUUAUGUUUGCAGACGAGGACUGCUAACGGCACUAUGUCUACACUUAGCUCUUCAGCAGCGGCACAGUGAACCCCGGUGUCUCUACCCAUGCCCAUGGUACAGACUUUGUGUGUUUGAGCAAGUGCAAGUAGAUUUUUCUAGUGCAGUUUUGAUGCAUGAUGACAGUGAGAGUGAGAAAAUGAGCUUGUGGCUCUUGCACUGCUAUAUAUGAAAUAACAUAAAGAGCUGCAAUUUUAUACACUCUUUAGUAACUGCUUUCAUAAACUGACUUCCCUAUACUUGUCGCUUUGGCUGUUGUGCUAACUAUGAUUUUCCCCAAUGUUUAGGGUAGAACACAAUGCUGUUGUAAUAAAAAAAGAUUGUGAUGAUUAUUUUAUAA